AUGGCGCUGCGUCGACCCCAUCGCAAAUCCCGCCACGGCUGUCUGGAAUGCAAGCGGCGACGAGUCAAGUGUGAUGAAACCCGGCCGAUUUGCUCCAACUGUGCCAAACGCCAUUCGGAGUGCGAGUAUGGCUCGUCGAGCUCGCUCCUCUGGGCAAAUGAAGAGCCCCCGUUGCGACACGCAUCGCGGGCAUCUGGGUCCGACAGCGGGCACCCUGGAGAUUCCGCAGUUAGCAGUCCCCCCGCGAGUGACUCGCUCGGCAUUCUCGGCCGGCUCAGUGGAGAGGGCUCGACGACUGCCCUCGCGGCGCUCAAUGUCCAUGAUCUGGAACUGAUGAUGCAGUGGUGCAACUCCACGUACUGCACGCUCUCCCGCGACGAGCGGACGGAAUCUGUAUGGCGGAGCUCCGUGCCGGAAGAGGCUCUUUCGCACCCCUUCCUGAUGCAUGGCAUUCUGGCAUUGUCUGCUCUCCAUCUGGCUCGAACGGUCCUGGAGUCUUCCCGCCGGACAGCGUAUCUGAACCGGGCCGUGGCACACCAGAACCAGGCCCUCGCCCUCUUCCGGGAGCUCCUCGGUGAUAUCAAUGACGCCAAUGCCAAAGCCAUGUUCGCCUUUGCCAGCAUCGUCGUCGUGUACACGUUCGGCUUCCCCAAUACUCCUGACCCGCAAGACCCCUGGACCUGUGUGGACGACCUGUACCAGGUGCUGGUCCUGGCUCGCGGCGUGCAGCAAGUGAUCCGGUCCCCCUCCCAAGUUAUUAGCCACAGCAAUUUCGCACCCAUCUUGCAGGUGGAGGAGGCCAGCGCCCCCCUCUCAGAAGGUGCCACGGCCGCGAUUAACAACCUCCAUGAAACAAACGAGAUCUGCGGCGCCCGGGAUUCUCACCACGAAACCGAGGUGUACACAUCGGCCAUCGACAACAUGGCCGACAUGCUCAGCUGGGUGUACGGGGGCAUGACCAGCAGCGUCAUUGCCGGCCGGUGGGCCAUCAGACUGCCGGCACGCUUUCUCGAAUUGUUGCGCGAGCGUGAACCCCUGGCUCUCGUCAUGCUAGCGCACUAUGGCGUGCUCCUCCGGUAUCUCGAACACCGCUGGUGCUUUAAUGAAUGGUGCGAGCGGGUCGCCAAAGCCGUGUGGGCGAUCUUGGACGAUCAGUGGAGGCCAUUGGUCCACUGGGCCAUGACAGAAAUUCUCGGGGACCACUACCGAGACCAGAUCCAUAUCUUUUGA
Molecule: messenger RNA, 1230 nt
Organism: Penicillium macrosclerotiorum
Lineage: Eukaryota; Fungi; Ascomycota; Eurotiomycetes; Eurotiales; Aspergillaceae
Product: Zn(II)2Cys6 transcription factor domain-containing protein
Exons: 2
Coding region: 1-1230 (409 amino acids)
Biological process (GO): regulation of transcription by RNA polymerase II
Molecular function (GO): zinc ion binding; DNA-binding transcription activator activity, RNA polymerase II-specific
Source: RefSeq, a predicted model, not a curated record